Sorex araneus (European shrew) is the source of this 7261-nucleotide messenger RNA. RefSeq names its product cAMP responsive element binding protein 1 (gene CREB1). Bases 178 to 1203 code for a protein of 341 amino acids. Gene Ontology annotation, biological process: regulation of transcription by RNA polymerase II. Gene Ontology annotation, molecular function: protein binding; cAMP response element binding; DNA-binding transcription factor activity, RNA polymerase II-specific. Gene Ontology annotation, cellular component: ATF4-CREB1 transcription factor complex; nucleus. The transcript is spliced from 9 exons. The record is from RefSeq and is a predicted model, not a curated record. NCBI's taxonomy places the organism in Eukaryota, Metazoa, Chordata, Mammalia, Eulipotyphla, Soricidae.
GGCGGCGGCUGCUGCUGCCUGUGGCCCGGGCGGCUGGGAGAAGCGGAGUGUUGGUGAGUGACGCGGCGGAGGUGUAGUUUGACGCGGUGUGUUACGUGGGGGAGAGAAUAAAACUCCAGCGAGAUCCGGGCCGCGAACGAAAGCAGUGACGGAGGAGCUGGUACCACCGGUGACUAAAUGACCAUGGAAUCUGGAGCAGAAAACCAGCAGAGUGGAGAUGCAGCUGUAACAGAAGCUGAAAACCAGCAAAUGACAGUUCAAGCCCAGCCACAGAUCGCCACCUUAGCCCAGGUAUCUAUGCCAGCUGCUCAUGCAACAUCAUCUGCUCCCACGGUAACCUUAGUACAGCUGCCCAAUGGGCAAACAGUUCAAGUCCAUGGAGUUAUUCAGGCGGCCCAGCCAUCAGUUAUUCAGUCUCCACAAGUCCAGACAGUUCAGUCUUCCUGUAAGGACUUAAAAAGAAUUUUCUCUGGAACUCAGAUUUCAACUAUUGCAGAAAGUGAAGAUUCACAGGAGUCGGUGGAUAGUGUAACAGAUUCCCAAAAAAGAAGAGAAAUUCUUUCAAGAAGGCCUUCCUACAGGAAAAUUUUAAAUGAUUUGUCUUCUGAUGCGCCAGGGGUGCCAAGGAUUGAAGAAGAGAAGUCUGAAGAGGAGACUUCAGCACCUGCCAUCACCACAGUAACGGUGCCAACUCCGAUUUACCAAACUAGCAGUGGACAGUAUAUUGCCAUUACGCAGGGAGGAGCAAUACAGCUGGCUAACAAUGGUACCGAUGGGGUACAGGGCCUACAAACGUUAACCAUGACCAAUGCAGCUGCCACACAACCGGGUACUACCAUUCUACAAUAUGCACAGACAACUGACGGACAACAAAUCUUAGUACCCAGCAACCAAGUUGUCGUUCAAGCUGCCUCUGGAGAUGUACAAACAUACCAGAUCCGCACGGCCCCCACGAGCACCAUUGCCCCCGGAGUUGUCAUGGCCUCCUCCCCAGCACUUCCUACACAGCCUGCUGAAGAAGCCGCACGGAAGAGAGAAGUCCGCCUAAUGAAAAACAGAGAAGCAGCAAGAGAGUGUCGAAGAAAGAAGAAAGAAUAUGUGAAAUGUUUAGAAAACAGAGUGGCAGUGCUUGAAAACCAAAACAAGACACUGAUUGAGGAGCUAAAAGCACUUAAGGACCUUUACUGCCACAAAUCAGAUUAAUUUGGGAUUUAAAUUUUCACCUGUACGGUGGAAAAGAGACUGGCUUGGCCACAAACAAAAAGACAAAAUAAACAUCUUAUUUUCUAAACAUUUCUUUUUUUCUAUGCGCAAAACUGCCUGAAAGCAACUACAGAAUUUCAUUCAUUUGUGCUUUUGCAUUAAACUGUGAAUGUUCCAACACCUGCCUCCACUUCUCCCCUCAAGAAAUUUUCAGCGCCAGGAAUCAUGAAGAGACUUCUGCUUUUCAUCCCCCCCUACCCUCUUCAAGAAGUAAUCAUUUGUUUACCCAUAAAUUGAUGGGGGAAAUGAGGAAAAGAAAUUUUUUUUAAGUGAUAUCAAGGUUUGUGCUGAGCUCCUUGAUUGCCUUAGGGACAGAAUUACCCCAGCCUCUUGCGCUGAAGUAAUGUGUGGGCCGCAUGCAUAAAGUAAGUAAGGUGCAAUGAAGAAGUGUUGAUUGCCAAAUUGACAUGUUUUCAUAUUUGCAUUGUGAAUUAUGUAAAACUGUUACGAUACAUACCCUCUAAAAAAGGAUUUUAGUGUGGUGUUGAAGAAAUUAAGAAUGAAUUCAGAGUGCUUUUUAUGUAUAUUCCCUUCAAUACUGAAAACGUGUCCUUGGUUCUCAAAAACAUUCUGUAUUAACACAGGUCUUCCAUACAGCAGUUGUUGCUUCUUAAUUCAGUUUUGUGUGUUCAACAUUUCUGAAUACAUUAGAAGUAACUAACUGAAUAAAAAGCAUGGUAUUUGAAUUUUUAAUUAAUUGAAGUCAAUAAAAAGACAAAGCUUGUUUUAGUUUAGUACUAAAUUCUUAGUUUAAAAAAAAUAUAUGCUCACUAGUAAACCAACCCCUUGAAUUUUAUAACAAGGCUUUAAAAUAAAUGUCAUUGUCAUCACCUUCAAAAACACUUAUAGUUGUCACUCAUUACUUAAAAACAUAUUCUGAACCCCAUUGCACUUAUAUUAUAUCACCAACAAAAAAGUCUUCAAGAUGUUAAAUAAAGAAAGUGAUAUAUUUGUUUAUAAAAUGUGUUAUAGAGUAAUACUGAUUUAAAUUUUUUCCAUAUUAACAUACUUUAACAGUAGAUUUUUUUUUAAUGAAAGAAGUUGUAAGGAUAUAGUUUAAAAAGUACAGUAGUAGUUAUGCACAACUACUAAAUUUUCUUUAGACAUUUGAGUGACUGCUGUACUAUAGUGUUUGGGUUGUCAUUCUUACAAAACAAUUUUGUCUUUUUUUCUUCUAAAAAGAAUAGUUAUGCUUUAGCAUUUUUGUAUGCUAUAUAUAGCCUUCAUUUUAAAGGAGCAGCUUGUUUUACCUAUAACAAUCUGUAUUUGUAUGUAUUAUACAUUGUUUUCCAUAUUACUUCCUAUUGUUACUCCUUUUGUUCACUAAGCCUCAUAAAUUUUAAAGUUACCUUUUACAAGACUAAGGUGAAUUUUAAAAAUUGGAGACAGAUAUAAUUUAAGUUAUAAUUUCUCAUUUGAGAAGGAUAUUCCUUUUAAUGAGUCUAGAAGAGUGAUGUUUUAUAUUUAGUCAUGGGUUGCUUUUAAAAGUUGUUAGUGUGUUAACAAAGUAUGCAGAUAUGGGUGUUAAUUUUGGGUCUGUUUUGAAGAUAUUUUUAAUUAAUGUUUGUAAAUGGUAUAUUUUUGUUUGUAACAAACCAUUGUCUUUUUUCAAGGAUGAACAGAGUUUAUGAAGGAGCUUCAUUCUAAGAAUUGAGUGAUGUAGUCUUAUAUUUGGACAAUUCACCAGUCUCAAGAAGGCUUUCAAACGACUGUAAAGUUUGAUGUUUAUCCUGCUGAGCUAAUGGGGAAAGUUAUAUAGCAUAAAAAUUAUUUGUAUACCAGCAUAUAGAUACAUCAUUUUUCAAAACUGGUUUGAUAGAAACCAAGCAAAAAUCUCAAUCUUUUCACAAACUACAAUUCUUUUUAAUGAGUCAAAAUGUCAUAGUUGAACAUUUUGAAUGUCGUCGGCUUUUUAUAAAUGGAAAUCACCCUAUAUUUAGCAAGUUGUACUCUCUAAAAGUUCAAUGUUUUACAUAAGUUCAGACUAUAUUUUAUAAGAAAAUCAGUGGUCCUUGUAGUCCCUGAUAAGUCUCAAGGCAAUCACACUCAUAUUAGCUGGUUGGGUUUGUAAGUUAUAAAGAACUUAUAUAAGUUAUAUAAGUUACAAAAGAUUUCUUGUGAGGAUGAUUUCACUGGUUUGAAGUCAGUUACUUAAUGACGAGGUAAGCAAUGUAUACUGUGGCUAAAUCUGUUUUAGACCAGUAAGACUUGAAGAUUUCAGUUUAUACAGAUAGAAAUUAAGCAUCUUUUGUGCAGAAUUUUUUUAUGAGAAUUGGGAAAAGGUGUUUGUUUUUACGCAUGCAAUUUUGCGAAUCUUUAUUAAGAAAAUAACAUAAUAAAAAAAAAUCUUGUAGCCAAGAACAUGCGGCCGUGUUACCUGUAAAAAUGUUUUUCUUUAUUGGCCAAAAGAGAUGAAAAUGUCAUCAUAGGAAUCUGUACAUAUGCUACUGAUUUGCCUAGAAAAUAGCAAGUUUGGUAUUGCUCACUUUGCAAAUAUAGGGCCAUGUGGCACUUUUAUCUAUAGGACAGAUUAACUCUAAUUAAAAUGAAGUGGGAGGGGUUUAUUUUUGAUAUAUUACUAUUAUGAGUUUUCAAGUUUUGAUAGUGUUUGAAAGUGAUUUAGAAAGGGCUAGAUUCAAUGUGUUCACAUUAUUAAAAAAAAUGGUGUGGGAUAUAAUUUUACAUUCUUUCUUUUUAAACUAAGUACCAUAUUGGCAACCGUAACAUUGUCAAAGGUGCUCUGUUCAUUUAGAUACUCUUGUGGGUUGGGGGCGGGAAUAGCAUUUGUAUAUGUGUACAUAUUAUAUAUAUAUACAUAUAUAUAUAUAUAUACAUACAGUAUAUAAUCUGAAGCUCUGAGAGCUCUUAAGUCAGGAAUGCUGAGUAUUAUAGUAUAUUGAGGUCAGAUGAAAUUUUACAUUUUUGUGUGUUCUGUUGCAUCCUUUCUAUAGUUUAUUGGACUGCAUUACUCCAGCACUCAUGAUUCAUUUUUUAAACCUAAUUUUCUUCCAAAAAUUUCUUUUUAUUGUUGUUUUUCUUUGGUUACUAGUCACUUGAAAACUCCCCUACUCCACUCCCCUCCAAAGUAUUUGGUUUAUAUGUUUUGUCUCUGGCAGCUAUAACAGUGGUAAAAACAUUUUGAAGAUAGCUUCUAAAAGGUACCACUGGGGUUAUUUGGGGUUUUUUGAUGGGUUUUUUUGUUUUGUUUUGUUUUUUCCAAAAAUCAUCCUGGGGGAGGAAUUUUGAUAUUUUCAUUUGAGCAGGGAUUUUGUCCGAAACCGUGUUUGGGUGGUAGGUCAGCGGCAGUGCUAGAAUCUGGAAGCACAAUACCAGUCAGGCAGGCUGUCCCAUCAGGAGUCAUCUGGCUGAAGUUAUCUCUGUCUCUCAGGCCUGAUCCCCACUAUCAUUCUGACCAUUUGGGGUGACAUGUGGAACCAUACAAAGGCUUAGGAGGAAACAAAGUUUAAACCAGGAUGCUUUUAUUUAUUUAAGGUGACUUCAAUCUAGAUUUUAGUUUUAUGUUUUUCUGUGAUCAGCUAUCGUUAGCUACUAGCAUUAAGUAUCAUCUCUUUUUUGGAAAGCAAAAAAGCUGCUUCAUUUUGCAGGAUUGAGUAAGGUUAAAAUCUUAAGAUUUUUUUUUUUUUUAAAUUAAAAUGGCUUUUAGAAUUAGUGGUUACAUACCUUUUCAGUUGUUUUCAAGAGCCUUCAUUUCAUUGCUUGGAAACUACAGGUAUAUUGUUUCCCAUUAAUCUAAUACAAAAGUUGUAUAUUUAUUUGAAUUAUAUUUACAUUAUAUUUUUUGUAAAUGUUUGGUGUAACUUGCACUUUUAAAAAUGACCCAGUUUGGGGUAUAAGCAACUUGAGACUCCCUUAGUUAUCAAUUUUUUAUGUCUUUCUCCGCCCUUUAAAUCAUGUGACCUUUGUCAUGGAAAUUUUUUCUUGAUUGAAAUAUUCAGCACCUAAGGGCUAACCUUAGUUAGCCUCAGUAGCUGUAAAUGAAAAAUACCAGGAAAUUAGAUUUGACUUGCCCAUCUCAAAAUGAAGAAUGGGUUUAGACCCUAUUUUACUCUUUUUCACCAUAGAAGGAAAAGCAACUCCAGUGAAUAAAUAACUAAUUUUAAAUAAGACUAUCCUUCCCCUAACAUGAAUACUGUUUAUUGAAUGCCAAGACAUUCAUUUGUCCAUAAACAGUAAAAUGUUUUUUGAAGUCAUUUUGGAGAUCAUAUGUAAUCAUUUGAUUAAUUUUUAUACCUAAAAUUGCUUUUUAAAAUCAAAGAAAUUGGUAAGUUUGAUUUCCAAUGAGGAGGGGUAAAGUGAGGUGUGCUUGGUAAGCCCAUAGGUGAUGAGUUAGGAGAUAAUUUGCUCACUCGUACAAAGCACAACUAGACUUUGUUGGACGGCUUACUCGGCAUCUUGAAUACUUUUUAAGUUGAUUUUUAGUUGACUGCACAGUCACAGUAUGUACUAGGAACUGGUUUCCUUGACAGUCUAGAAUCAUGGCAAAGAGAGGCACUAAUCCCCAAGGGGUUGAACAUAUCAUGAAGCUGAGUCAGGAUGGAAGAAUUUCAAAUAAACAGGGUGCUGAAGUUCCAUCUGUCUCGUCUGCUUAUGAUAAGUUCUUACUGAUUAGUGAAUGUAGCUUAAGCCUUUGUAUGUGUCCUCAGGGGGCAAACAAACUUUAAGAGGGACCAGAUAACAUUUGGAGGGAUUAUAUAUUUCAGGUGUUUUAGCUUGAAAUUUAUUUUUUAAAAAAAAAUAAAAAUUAAAAAAAAAAAGAACAUAGCCUGUGAAGCAAGUUGAUAUUAUAAACAGGCAGAGCUGUUUAGCACAGAGAAAAAUAUUGACCUGUCUGCAUUCUGGUACUGUGGGUGCAGGUCCUAGCUGGGUGUAUACAUAAUACAUUUUGAAUUUUUUUUCUCACCAGCAUGUAAAAGAAAAAUGAACAAUCUUCAGGAAAUGCCUUUGCAAAGGAUCAAACAGUAGGAAAUUCAAAUUUUACCUACAUUUAUGUGGCAUUAUUUAAUACUUGCAUACAGAGGUAUGGCAUAUUUCCAUACUUCUGGUCUAAGGAACAUCUCAGAGAUGGGAGAGGAAAUCUGAGAUAGUUAAACAUUGCUAGGGAAGGAAGAAAAUCCCUGCAGAUAAUGAUCUUGUGUUGGUUGGCCAAGUGAAUGAUCUAUCAUUGUCUUUGGGAGGCUUUAUUUUCUUAACGUUUUUUAAAAAUUGGUAAGUGCUUUAUAGAAGUAUUUUUAUCCAGGUGCCACUCCAAUUUGUGUAUGUAAAAUUAUUUAUAUUAAGAGUGGGAAAUAAUUUGUUGACAUUUUUAUUUGAAUAUAGUUUAGGGGUGGCAAAGAGUGCUAGUUUGCAGUUUUCCAUGUAAAGUUGUCCCCAACCAAUUGUCCAUUGUCAGUUGUCAUUCCCUCCCAAAAAAAAUUUCAAACCUAGAUAUAUCACUUGAAACUUUUUAGAAACAAAAUAAUCAGGGAAGUUUCUAGAGAGAAAAAAGGUGUUUUUUUUUUCUUUUUUUGGGGUGAUAUUUUCGCUUUGCUUUUUCCUUUAGAUUGGGGUAAAGAAUACCUCCCCCAAAAAACUAUCAGCACAAAACAGGGUAUUGAUUUUUUUUUAAACUCCAAUGUUGCUAUUGGAGUUGAAUACUAAAUAAAUAACUAUAUGAGGGAAAUACAUUUCUAAUAAACUUCCCUACAUUCUAAAAACAUCCCUGUUUUAUUUUUUUUUAACCUAAAUCUUUGUGCUUUAUCUGUGUAAAGAGAAAAAUGUACUGAGUUAUAAUGCAUUUUAUUAACACUAUGUACAUAUUAGCUGCUUUAUGUUCAGAAUGGUAGCAGUUGCUUUGUAUAUUAAAGUGAUCCGUGUGAAUUUGUGAAAUAUUGUCAUAAAGUGCUUUUUCUUACUGUUAUCUUUGUGGUAUCACCUGUCAUAAUGCCCUUUUUUACACAAACAUUUAUGUGCAGUCACAUAAACAUGCUUUUAAAAACUC